CAACGCUUCGAAGCAUUUCUAGCGUCUCCCCGACCGCAGCCUUCGUCUACUCGAAAGCUCGCGUCGCGCCCUCUGUACGCAUAUAUUGUAAUAUCGUUCGUGACGUCACGUAUUUAUCGAACCGCGAGCGUUCCUAACGGCGUUUCCCGGAAACACACGCUCAUUCGAUAGCUUCGAUAAGACGAUCGUCGUUUGUCUGGCGCACGACGGCUCUUUCGAAGCAAUAUGGCGAAGUGUGUCACGGUGGGCUCGGCGUAGACGACGUUAGCGUGACGCUCGAAAGAUGACAAGUCCGCGGUAUGGGUUGAUAAUAAUGUAGCGACGACACGUGCGAAUCGCGCGAGGAUCGACGUAAUCACGUGGCGACGAUUAAUAACUGCGCCCCAACCUGGUUCUCCCCUCGUGAUCGUGCGUGUGUGAAAAAAAAAAAAAAAGAAAAAGAAAUAAAAAACGAAGAGAAGUGCGCGCGUUAACCGGUGUUCCAAGAAAUCAUGGCUACGGAUAAGAUAAGGGUCGCCGUACGGGUACGGCCGUUCAAUCGCAGAGAGCUGGAACUCGGUACGCAAUGCGUCGUCGAGAUGACAGGGCAGCAAACCAUCUUGCAGCAUCCUAUCACGAUGGACAAGAUCGAUCGGAACAAGCCGAAAACUUUCGCUUUCGACCACUGUUUUUAUUCCCUGGAACCUGGAGUGGAGAAUUUUGCGAGUCAAGAGGUCGUUUUCGAUGCCUUGGGUCGUGAUAUUUUGGACAAUGCAUUUCAGGGUUACAACGCCUGUAUAUUUGCGUACGGACAAACCGGCUCCGGAAAGUCUUACACAAUGAUGGGCAGUGGCGACAACAAAGGGAUAAUACCACGCUUGUGUGACAAUCUCUUUGAUAUAAUAGCGAAGCAGCAAAGUUCCGAGCUCUCGUACAAGGUCGAGGUCUCGUACAUGGAGAUCUACAACGAGAAAGUGCAUGAUCUCUUGGAUCCAAAGCAGAACAAACAAUCGCUCAAAGUCAGAGAGCACAAUGUCUUGGGGCCCUACGUAGACGGACUCAGUCAAUUGGCGGUUACUUCUUUUCAGGAUAUCGAUAAUCUCAUGGCGGAGGGCAACAAGUCGCGGACGGUUGCUGCGACGAAUAUGAAUUCCGAGAGCUCCCGUUCGCACGCCGUAUUCUCGGUAAUCCUCACGCAGACGCUAACCGAUUCGAAAAGCGGGGUCAGCGGAGAGAAGGUCUCGCGGAUGAGCUUGGUGGAUUUAGCUGGAAGCGAAAGGGCUGUGAAAACUGGAGCAGUAGGUGAUAGACUUAAAGAAGGAAGCAAUAUUAACAAGUCCCUAACGACGUUGGGUCUAGUCAUUUCGAAAUUGGCGGAUCAGAAUUCUGUCAACAACAACAAGAAGAAGGAUAAUUUUGUUCCGUACAGAGAUUCGGUUCUUACAUGGCUCUUGAAGGAUAAUCUUGGUGGCAAUAGCAAAACUGUUAUGGUGGCCACUAUAUCGCCGGCUGCGGACAAUUAUGAAGAAACGUUAUCGACUCUCCGGUACGCCGACAGAGCGAAGAGGAUAGUCAAUCAUGCCGUAGUUAACGAGGAUCCUAAUGCCAGAAUUAUUCGUGAACUCAGACAAGAGGUUGAAGCCUUGAAGGAAAUGUUAUUACACGCUACAGGAUCGAUUGUCGGCCAACAACGCACAGACAUUACGGAAAAGCUAUCGGAAUCAGAACGAUUGAUGAAGGAAAUGUCACAGACAUGGGAGGAGAAACUAGUGAAAACCGAGAGACUGCAACACGAGAGGCAACAGGCUCUCGAAAAGAUGGGAAUAAGCGUACAAGCGUCCGGCAUUCAAGUAGAGAAAAAUAAAUACUACUUGGUUAAUUUAAACGAUGAUCCAAGUUUGAACGAGUUAUUGGUUUAUUAUCUCAAGGAAAGGACUCUCGUAGGCGGUCGUUCGGCUAAGACAGAACAGGAUAUUCAAUUACAUGGCUUGGGUAUACUACCGGAACAUUGCGUUAUCACGAUAGAAGAGUCAGGUCUGUACAUGACGCCGUUGAAUGGUGCUCGAUGUUUUGUCAACGGUACGCAAGUUGUAGACAAGACUCUAUUACAACAUGGCGAUAGAAUCGUUUGGGGAAACCAUCAUUUCUUCAGAGUGAAUUGUCCAAGAAGCGCUACAGCAAUCAAUAGCGAGCCGCAAACUCCCGCUCAGAACAUUGACUAUAACUUUGCCAGAGAGGAGCUUAUGCUUAACGAACUUUCGAACGAUCCGAUUCAACGGGCAAUUGCGAGGCUGGAGAAACAGCACGAGGAAGAUAAGCAGGUCGCACUUGAAAAGCAGCGGCAGGAAUACGAACGACAGUUUCAACAGCUACGCAACAUAUUAUCUCCCUCUACGCCGUAUUCGCCUUACGUACCGUACGAUCCUUUGAGAGGUAGUCAAAGCGGAAAGCUCCCGGCUUGCACACCAACCACGCAAAUGCGUGUCGAGAAGUGGGCGCAGGAGCGAGACGAGAUGUUCAAGCGGAGUCUGGGUCAAUUGAAGACGGAUAUUUUAAAGGCCAAUUCGUUGGUACAGGAGGCUAAUUUCCUCGCGGAGGAGAUGGGCAAACAGACGAAAUUUAGCGUCACCUUGCAGAUUCCUCCGAAUAAUCUAAGUCCAAAUAGAAAGAGUGUAUUCUUUCAGCGGGGCGCGUUUGUCAGUGAGCCCGCAAUUUUAGUGAAGAGAACGAAUACGGGUAGUCAAGUGUGGUCUAUGGAAAAACUAGAAAAUAAGCUGAUCGAUAUGCGAGAUAUGUAUGAGGAACGAAAAGAUCCUCACAAUUGUCAACGAUUACCUGCGAUUAAGGACGAAUUGCCAGGAAAAACACAAGAUCCAUUUUACGAAUCCCAGGAGAAUCACAAUCUUAUCGGCGUCGCAAAUAUUUUCUUAGAAGUGCUAUUCCAUGACGUACGAUUAGAUUAUCACACUCCAAUUAUUAGUCAGCAAGGAGAGGUCGCUGGUCGACUGCAAGUCGAGAUAAGUCGCAUAUCUGGACAAUUUCCUCAAGAUCGGAUUUGCGAGGCCGCUUCAGAAUCUUCCGCGGACUCGACGUCCUCCGAAACGUCCUCCGAGGAUUAUUCCGGAGGAUCUAGCCAUAUUACUUGUCGCGUAACAAUAAAACAGGCCACCGGUUUACCGCUCUCGUUAAGCCAUUUCGUGUUUUGUCAAUAUAUGUUUUGGGGUCACCCGGAACCUAUAGUGGUACCGCCUAUGGUAAACGCGGAAGUACCCAACUCGAAUUGCAUCAUCGGACAGAGGGACUCGUUGGCAUUUAAGUUUGAUCAUACAAAGGAUUUCACAGUACCCAUUACGGAGGAGUUUAUGGAACAUGCCGCAGAAGGAGCGUUCAGUAUAGAAGUAUGGGGUCAUCGCAGCGCGGGUUUCUCCCGUAGUAAACCUGGAUGGGAAGUGGAGCAACAACAAUUGGCGAAAGCUAGAUCGCUCGCUGACCGAUGGUCGGAAUUAACGAGAAAGAUCGAAUUGUGGGUGGAAAUACAGGAACUCAACGAACAGGGAGAAUAUUCGCCCGUCGAAGUCGCAGUAAAACAAGAUACGUGUACAGGUGGCAUUUAUCAGCUUCGACAAGGCCAGCAACGUCGGAUACAAGUACGAGUGAAACCGGUACAAAAUUCUGGAACCCUGCCGAUUAUCUGUCAAUCGAUAUUGAAUAUAGCUGUUGGAAGCGUGUCCGUACGAAAUCGACUGCAAAUUCCGUUAGAUAGCUAUCAAGACGAGGAUCUGAGUAUAUUAAGAGAGAAGUGGAGCGACGCUUUAAUGAGAAGACGACAGUAUCUUGAUCAACAGAUUCAGAAACUCAUUAACAAACAAGACAAAACAGAACAAGACAUGGAGCGAGAACAAAGUCUAGUCGAUCAGUGGGUUAGUCUUACAGAAGAACGAAAUGCCGUUCUGGUUCCUGCGGCGGGUUCAGGUAUUCCUGGUGCUCCUGCCGAUUGGACUCCCCCUACAGGGAUGGAACCUCAUAUCCCCGUAUUAUUCCUCGAUCUCAAUGCUGAUGAUCUCUCAACACAUCAAUCGGGAGAGGAAGUGUCAGUAACAGGGUUAAACUCGAUCCUACCUAAAGAACAUGGAAACAAAUUUUAUAAUCUACCGAUUAUUCGGCAUUUAGAGAAAGACGUAUGUGCCAUCGCCGCUUGGGAUUCUAGUAUACACGAUAACGUACAUCUUAACAGAGUGACCGAUGCCAACGAAAGGGUGUUCUUAAUUCUGAAGACUACCGUUCGCUUGUCGCAUCCAGCACCUAUGGAUCUUGUGCUGCGUAAAAGAUUAGCUUUAAACAUAUACAAGAGACAGAGUAUCACGGAUAGAAUUUUCAAGAGAAUCGUUCGAAUUGAUUGUUUAACGCAAACCGGCGUCACCUACGAAGUAGUUUCAAACAUACCAAAAGCGAGCGAGGAGCUAGAAGACCGCGAGAGCUUGGCGCAAAUUGCUGCCAGCGGAGAAGAUAAUAGUUUAUGUGACGGAGAAACGUAUAUAGAAAAAUAUACUCGCGGUGUCUCAGCCGUCGAAAGUAUAUUAACAUUGGACCGAUUACGACAAAGUGUCGCUGUAAAAGAAUUGUUACAAGCGCAAGGCCAGCCACUGAUGCGCAAAACUGCAAGUGUUCCAAACUUCUCACAGAUUAUGAGAUUUGACACGUCGAUGGACUCAUUGAAUGUUACUCGCUCGGAAAGCGUAACAGACCUUAAUACGGAAAUGAAUGGUCUCCCGCAUCCGCGACGCGCGUCCAUAGGUCACACGAGAAAUGACGAAAACUUCAUAUCUGCACCGCCAAAGCCAUUUGGAAUUGGCUCCAUUCUCAACUCAGCGAGACCAACUUUCCUGAAUCUGAACCUGAAUCUCAACUCAUUGACACGUCUUCAACAGUCUACCUCUGCCAAGUCAUCUCCAAAUAUAGUCAGUAGCAAACUGGGUCCUCGUAUGACCACGUUGCAUGAGGAAACGUCUAAUGUUGGAAACCAAGCAUUUACUCCCAUUAAUGACGAUGACGAGGAGAAAAGCGAUGCCGAUUACUCUGAAUAUGAGGCAUAUCAGGCUCCACCAAAACCGACAAAACCGUUAACUUCUUCACGCACAUUGGAUUCUCUGGUUGAGCUACAAUCGACCAAGAUCAACACGCCAAGUAUGAGUAGUAGCGGUUACGGUUCUCAGGCUGUCUCCACGACAAACCUAACGUCAGAAGAUUCCAUUUCCAUCAAAUCUAUCAGCGUGGACGAAACUCCGGAUCUCGAGUAUCGUAAUCCUAUCGAUAGCAAGAAACCCGAGAAAAUGGACAGUUCUCUCGUUGAAGAAACACCCGAGGAAUACCUGGGCGUAAACUCUGCGUUGAAUAACAUGGAUAUCUCACAGAGCGCUUGCACAGAAGAAUAUACUAGAAAAAAUCUGGACGAGACGGGAGCGUAUAUGGAUACUGACAUCGAUAGCCCAGUUUCUUCUACAAAGAGCGAAAGUGAAACCAAUAGCAACGUGAUUCACAUCGAGACUCGGAAGAAAAGUACACAUGAUCAGAUUUUCGACGAUAGGAGGAAAAGCGCGACGGAAAUCAGUCAGACAUCUAAUUCGGGAGAUGAUAGUCCCACGGAAGGGACGUCAGUCGUACAUACCAAACUGCCACCCGGCAAGGUCGUGCGAAGAAAAAAGACUUGUAGCGGUACUGGAAGGCCUACCAGUUCACAGCAUAGAGCUUCGUUUCCUAUGGUCCGUCCACAACUUUCCGAGAGUAAGGCUGCAGCACGUUUGGAACAAACGCUACAACCUAAUAUGUCAUAUGAAAACGGCGACAAUAGUUCUUCGGAGAGAAUCGAUGCAGAUGAUGUCAGCGACAAAAGUUCGGCUUUUGGUUCAAGACAUGAUUUAACUCGAAUGGAAACUCUUUUACCAGAUUGGGUCGUCGUUGGUGAAUCAGUCCUGGUUCGUCCUUACAGUUAUUCCGGAGUCAUAGCAUAUGUUGGCCCUACAGAAUUUGCAUCCGGAACUUGGAUAGGAGUUGAACUUGAUGCUCCAACUGGCAAGAACGAUGGUGCUGUUAAUGGUCAUAGAUAUUUUACCUGUAGGCCAAAAUGUGGUAUAUUUGUUAAAGUGGAUAAGCUAAUUCAAGACAGACGGGGACGAGCGCUUAGAAGCUACACCAAGCAGGAAUCUGCACCAGCACCAUCCGCAUUAAUGCGCAGGAGCGUUAGCAAAGGGGAAGGCUUACAUUCCUUGCACCGAAGUCGUAGCCGAGGGGAAGGCCUCUCUACAGCAGGUACACUACGUUCUUUUUCACGCGGCAAAUAAACGAAUCGUACACAGCUUCGACAUUACUUCGUGUUGGUAAAAGCCACUACAUAAGUAUCCUAAUUGCUGCAUGCCUAUGAUAUGUGUAGCAGCAAUGUUUCAGUCCUUUAGACAUUUAGAGGGCAGCUAUUGAUUAUCCUCAAAGUAAUACUUGAAAUAUUAGGUCAUUAAUGUGUUAUGAACCCACACACGAAGCGUGGGUUGUUUUCGACUCGGAUCAUGCUGCGUGAGUGGUGUAUCUACUUUCGAAGAUAGUGACCGAUAUAUAAUUGCCGCUAUGUAUCGAAAGUCGGCAGCGUUUAUUCAUUUACGAGCAUUCCACAAUUUUUAUCACGACUGGAAGCAUUUGUUUUACGCGAGAGGAAGGAAGCAUAAUUGUGUGCGAUUUAAUUGUACAUUUUAAAGGAAUCAAAAGUCAAUGCGACAUUUUUUCUUUUACUCUGUGUAUGUCAAUCUGAGAUAUGUAACGACAAUUUCAUGUAUAUAUUCCAUGUAACGGUACACAUACUUUGCAUUUAUGAAAUCGGUCCGUGUUGACGCGAUGGAUACGAUAAUAAUAAAUCGAUUUAAAUAUUGGCUUUUUCACACAUCAUCAUUGGAUUAUACACUUUCCAAAAUUACCUUACGGUAAUUUACACGCUGCUGGAAAAGUGCCCAAUGAAAGGAUGAAAACGUUAAAAGACACUUUACAUAUACUUUACCGCGUUGUGUAGAUUAUUUAAAGAUUUUAUAUGUAUACAAUUGUUUCAUAUAUUGUAUUUUUUUAGCGCGAUUAUGUAUAAGUUCCUUUUUAUUGUAACAUACAUCUUUUCUCACCGUUACCCUAUUACACGAAUAUGACACAUCUUAAUUUAUACAUUCUAAAUGCAUAUUGCAUUUUUGGAAAUUGCAAACUGAUCCUUAAAUACUGUAGUUAAUUGAUUUAAGAGACAAGUUGCAAAUGUCCAAAGAUACAACGUCCAAGUUGUCAACGUCGAGUCGCAAUAUUAGGUUUAGGUAUUAGAAAAACUAUAUAUAUAUAUAUAUAUAAAUAUAAAUGAGCUUGCUUUGUUGUAUUAAUUGCAUAUAGCUGUAUAUUCAUUAAAUUUUUUGGUGAACGUCUGGGUUGCCGACGUUAUAUCUCACUUUGUCUAUAGACAUGGCAAUAUAAACAUUAGCAAACAAUCUAUACACAUUUCAUAUUUCUCUUUAACAUGAUUCACGCAUUAUCAAAUAACAGUUAUUCCCAUUAUGAGAAUUAAAUUUGGCUUUAUUCCAAAAGCUACUACACAUAAUCACAAUUCAAAAUCGAUGAGAACUAUUAGAUUUCCUUCUUAAUUCAUGGAAUAGAUUGUGUCGUAACGAAUACGAGGAAAAAGAUAAAAAAUAAGCGCUUAACGACUAAGGUUACUCGGUAACAUUUGCCCAAAUUGUGAAAACAACUCCUCUGUCCAAUUAGAACAAUACUUAUAUUAUCAAUAAUGAAUAUAAAUUACUAAUGAAUAUAAAUUACUUAUGUAAUAUUUAUUGAAUAUAAUAAUAAUCGCCACGCGCGGCGCAAUGUUUCCUUAACGUGACAGACAAUUGCACCGUUUUUAUAUAAAUGACAAUUAUCUCCACGAGAAGGAAACUUUGUAACCUUGCAAGGCAUCUGUCCAUUUUUGGUAAUCGAGAUCGUUGAGGAAGAAACACAAAUUAUAAGACUCCACAUGUCAGAAUGAUGCUACAUGCUUGCCCGGCAUGCAAUAACGUUAAUAAAUUCUUUGUUUUAAUUACAUGUUUUCGGUUUUUGCAUUAUUACAUUGCAAUCGACAUUUAUAUUGCUUUGAACGCAUUGGAACUCGUAUAUCGCUUGCAAAACGAAACUUGUUUCCCUUUUCUACUUCAAGGAUAGCGCGAUAUAUUGUUCAAAAAUAGUCAUGUAUGAUUUUCACUGUGUAUUUUACAUAUAACAAAAACUAUUGGAUUAUAUUUUUUACGAAUUCUUUAUAAACAUACAGCCAAAAAAAUAAAGUUGUUUUAUCUCACAAUACACACACAUAUAUAUUACCCAAGGAAAAAGAAAAUAAAAAUACGAAAAAAUAUAUUAAAUUAAAUGGAAAUUGAAAAACAACACAUCUCUCAACAAUAAUCAAGAAACUAAGAUUUUUUUUUUAAUCGUGGCCUUAUAGGGGGUUAACAUCAAAUGAUUAUCAUUAUGUUAUCAGGAAUAUAAUGUUCGAAAAGCUGCAGUGGAGCAUCUAGCAUUGACAGAGCUUACACAGCCUAUUCCAUCCCGCAAUAAGACAAUGUCCAUUUUUACCGUUACAAUUGUCUAAAAAUAAUUGUUCACGCUAUACUUUGUACCCUAAAUAUGAUUCUAGAAUAUAAUAUUUUCGACCAAUCGCGCGAUUUUACCUCUGGAAGACUUCCGAGUUUGACAUUAUUAAACGCGAUCGAAACUGCAAAUGACACGCGCUCACGGUCCAAAGUUCCAAAGAAUCGCACAGGAGGGUCCACAUGAUCAAAAUCGAGUCUCCUAACUAUGGCUGUGAAAUUAACCGAUGUUUUGCUAUUUACGCUAUUUUUCCUCGAUUUUUUUUAUUCCCGUACUUGAAGAUAUCACAUGCGCCGAAUUACGCGCUUAUUUUCGUAAUUCUCUUCUCUUUAAACAGGGUUUCUAUGUCUCUCUGAAUUAUAUAUUUAAAAUAUAUAUUAUAAAUACAUAUCUGUCUCUGUUUAUAUAUUCAAUAUCUCAACAAAACGUCGAAAAAUUUUAUUUUAGGAAAUUGCACUAAAAAAUCUUCAAAAUAUUCUCUUUAUCUGGAAUCUUGAUUAAAGAUAUCUAAAAAAUCAGGGAAUUUUUUUUAUAAGAUUUGAACAGACACCCUGUCAAAGUAUCGCGAAAUUCUAAAACGUCUCAAACGCUGCUGCCGAUUAAUUAUGUAAAUUAUGACGAAGGUUACAACUCGAGCAAUUUAUUUUCUAUCGUGAUUUUCUAUGUACGAAAGAAUAAAAUAUAUUUUAAAAAAAAGAUUAUGCACAUCGGACAAAUUUAAGGAUCGUGAGUCGAUAAGACGACAGCGAGAACGACCUUAUUUUUAUAAUAGAUAGAUAAUGAUUAAUUUGAUACAAAUUUAUAUUAUAUAAAUUGUAUCGAAAAAAUUUUUCUUAAAAUAUAUUUCUACUUAACGACAUAAAUAUUUUAUGUUUUAUAUUAUUUGCCGCGAUACAUAUGUAUAUUAAAUGCAUUUCAUCGCAAGAGACUACAAUAUUAAUUCUAUCUCUAUGUAUUUAAUGAUUCACACUUCUCUCGAAGUGUCUUAUCGACCGCAUUUGUCAAGCGGGUGCGCUUAAAUAUUGUCAAUUAAGCGAAGAAGUGCAAGAGUAUGUAAUCUUGAAUUCGGAACUCUUCUAUAAACCAGUUUUCACAGUAAGACUGUUCGGGGACGCGAUCAUAUUAAUGUAAAAUCUACACACAUGUAUAUGUACAACAUAAGUCUCGAGAUUGGUGUUAUAUUUUAAUGUAAUGUAUAAGAAAAAAAACGAGAAAAAAAAAAGAGAAGAGAAGCAUAUAUAUAACGGGAAAAUAACAAAGAGAGUAUGUGUCACGAAGAAAGUGACGAAACAUCUUAUUCGUUACGUUUAUCGGUUAUCAUGGUAACAUAAGAAAAAUUAGCGAAGUGUGUAUUUGCUUCAUAUAUCUCUUCUCAUUUAUUCUAAUCGCAUUAAAUAGAUUUAUCAAGGCGGCACUAUACAUAUAUGUUAGGUCCACGACACUCGCGCGCGUUCAACUUGGUGUAAUUAUAAAUACGAUUGUCACACAAAUCGUGAUAUCAAACACGGCUAUCUCUUUCAUCGCUGAGAAAACUAAAAAAAAAAAAAAGUCACUUAUUAGAGACGCCACGUUUGUGCCGAAUCCGUUUGAUCCACGCUACUUGUCAUAUAUGUAUCUUAUAAUAUCCUCUAUAUACGCGAAAAAUCAUAUCUUCCUUUCGAGAAAAUCAAAUCAGAUCAAAUAUUCGAAUAGAUCCAUUGCACUCAGCCGUAGAGGAUUUACAUUUCGAUUCGUUAAUUUUGAUCCUAAUAUCUUACAUCAAAUAAAACAUUUGACAUAUAUAUAUAUACAUACACAAACGUUUCUUCCUCUUUCUUUCUAAUCAAUCGAAAUGAGAUAUCAAUGUUUUACGGUAUAGCGUGGAUCAGAUGGAUACCCAACAUAAACACGAUAAUCACCGAAUCGACCGAAUCUUUCUAUCUACUUGGUAAAUAUUGUGCAAUGAUGGUGGCAGAGAAAUGGCGACGUAAAUAUUUCAAAGUGUGUAAUAAAUAGUUUCAGUCGAUCGGCGAUUUUACGCUAUAAGUGUAGAGCCUCUUCUGCCAGAAAUAAUGAAUGAUACAGUUGAUAAUUAGAUAAUAAGAAUUUCGGAAAUUCUCUUUGUAGAUCGAUAGGAUGCUAUGUCGUCUGGUUGUAGAUAACCGGUAAUAGGAAAGCCUAUUUUUGCAUUGUGCGAUUAAAAAAACGAAGAAAAAAAAAAAGUAUUUAGCCAGUUCAUAUUCAGCGAUUAUACACACACUUGGAUGGAGUGUCAUAUAAAGCUCCAAACUAUACAAGAACAACUUGUAGGAUAUUGACUGUCAAUGUCGUAAUAAUGUGAUUCAUAUAACAUCCAGAUUCAAUGCUCAUCGAUAUAUGCUUAUUAUUUACUUCUUACAGACUGCUGUAGCUUCCGCUCCCUCCCCCCUUUUUCGCAUAAAUUAUUAUUUUUAUUUAUAACUUAUUACUUCGACUAACUUUCAAUCAUUCGAUAGAUAAUGGUGGGUUAAACAAUUUAUGUUGCACAUUGUUUACAAAUUAGAAUAGAUCUAGAAAAUGUUUUAAAUAGUUUGAAAACAAAUUUAUUGUAUAAUUCGAAAAACUCUACCAAUUAAUAAUUAAUUGAAUUAUCGAAUGGUACAUGAAGGUAUUUACGAUGUAAUGUAAAACAUUAUUUUCUCGAGAUUACAGUCGUAAGUAAUCGCAAGAAUCAACUUCUAUACAUACAUCAUAAAUAGCGCACCAAUAAUAUAAAGACACCAUAUACCAUGGGUGUAAAAAUUUCUUAUAGUACGAAAAUAUAAUUAGCGGACUUAUAUAUAUAAAUAUAUAUAAGUGAUAUAAAAGACAUUUAUUUUGCAUUGUGCAUAGCAAUUCAAGUCGAUCGAAUUAUUGAUUCAGCCCGAUCGAAAUUUCAAUAUUUAAAAAAUAUAGGUAGCGCGAUUGAGCUAGUAAGUACCUCUAUGCACUCGUGUUGGUAUAGUUCGUAUAGUACAUAUAUUCUGGCAUAAUGUUUAAUAUUUACUUCUCUGAAUGUUAGCAUGGAAUAUUCUAAUCGCGAUCCAUCUUACUUACACGCUUCAAAAAUUGAAAUAUUAUUUAUAAAAUUCUAACAUUAAAAGUUGGAUAAAAUACGAGUGCAAAGUAGAGUCUAUUAAAAUUUGACCCCGCGUUAAUUUUGGCACACAUAUUUUCACAAAUACUGUAAUAUUGCAUCCCACAAUUAGUGUGAAGUAGGAUAUUCGUUAUUUUUUAUUUUCCAAAAAUUUUUCUCUUCUAUCCUUAAAAAAUUAACGAGACUCUAUUGCCUGUGUAAUAUAUCCAUUUUAACAAAAUUCAGAAUUUUUCUUAUGAAAUUAAUAAGCAACUGAUAAGCAUAGGAAUGUUUGAAAUCGUUUUUUGGAUUAAUCUGAAUUGAUUUGAAGGAGAUGGAUCUCGUAAAUAUUCCACAAAUCCCAUUUUCUUUGGCUCUUUCUUUCGCUCAAAUUAAAAUGCGUAAUAUAUUAGUGUGUUUCGAGACGUUUCUUCGUAAUCUUAUGAUUAGAAGUUAGGUUUGCGAUUCGGUUAGGGCAACGUGCGUCCACGGGUAUCAGAAAUAUAUCACCCGCACAAUUUUCAUGUCUUACACAUCACGCAUGCAUGCAUAUACAGUCAUAUGCGUAUUCAUUAGAGACAUACCCGCUUUAACAUGCUACGUGAGGAAGAUAAAGGCAAAAUAAAGAAAAUGUAACUAGCGAAUAUAUUCCAUGUAAUUUUUCUUGUAAUUGAAAUGAAAGCUAUUCAUCCUUUUUAUAGCUGCAGCAAGCAUUCUUACUUAAGCGAUUACCAUUCUUUGCCGCAAAAGCAAAAAUGUACUUUUCGAUCUCGUAGGCUAUCUAAGAGCUAAUUAUUAUUAACGAGGAAUACACUAGAACUGUGUCGUAAAAUCAAGGGAUGAUUACCGUGUAAUAGUAUUAUUUUAUAAGCAGUCAAUAAUAUUAUGAUAUCUAUCGAGAUAAGCUAAACACUGUAUCACCCCUUUCUCCAGAAUUUUGUCAUUUAUGAAAAAAAAAAAAAAAAUCGUAUAUUCAUU
This is a messenger RNA of Formica exsecta, 12664 nucleotides long. RefSeq names its product kinesin-like protein KIF13B (gene Khc-73). The coding region runs from base 492 to 6317 and encodes 1941 amino acids. Gene Ontology annotation, molecular function: ATP binding; microtubule binding; microtubule motor activity. Gene Ontology annotation, biological process: cytoskeleton-dependent intracellular transport; microtubule-based movement. Lineage: Eukaryota; Metazoa; Arthropoda; Insecta; Hymenoptera; Formicidae. Gene Ontology annotation, cellular component: kinesin complex; microtubule. The record is from RefSeq and is a predicted model, not a curated record. The transcript has 29 exons.